Molecule: messenger RNA, 5080 nt
Organism: Microtus oregoni (creeping vole)
Lineage: Eukaryota; Metazoa; Chordata; Mammalia; Rodentia; Cricetidae
Product: zinc finger protein GLI4-like
Exons: 4
Coding region: 401-1507 (368 amino acids)
Biological process (GO): regulation of transcription by RNA polymerase II
Molecular function (GO): DNA-binding transcription factor activity; RNA polymerase II cis-regulatory region sequence-specific DNA binding
Source: RefSeq, a predicted model, not a curated record
CUGUGUGUAAGGUCAGCUGCAGUCUCAAACAACGUGUGAGGUCCUGGUUGGGGCCAAUUCCAGUACAGAUACGAAAUCCUCCGCAGCCCAACGCACGGGCUCUGACGCUUCUUUCUCGCGCGGAGACGAGGGUCUCUGCCGGGCUUUUCGGCUGGUUUGAAAAGAUUCUCCAGACGGGUCUUUAUUGGGCCACAGAGCAGAAACCAUCCGAGGAGAAGCUACACAGAAUAAAGGAUUUGAGCCCCCCAGAGACCACCAAGGCGAGGUCCUCCCGGGUCCAGAGCGUCCCGGAAUUGGGGGCGGGGACUCCUGGAGGCGGAGCACUUCCGGCCAACGCGCGGGCGGUCUCCUCCCGCUCUCAAGGUCCCAGGUGCAUACUCCUUGAGCAGGUCUCAGGAAGAUGGCAACCUUAGAGGAUGUUGAGGAGUCCACUCCUGUCUUGUCACCCAGCAGUCUGUCAUCACCAGGGACACCUGGAGACCAGCACCAUGUGCAUCCUCACGGAUCCCCCUGUUCCAGUCCCGAGGCAGCAGACCUGGACCUUCAAGACAUAGAGGAAGUGGAGGUCAGCAGAGACACCUGGCUUGACUCUGAGUGGGAGCCUAAGAAGACUCCAGCCUCUCUCAGUGCCCACAGUCCUGGAGAUGGCCUGGCCUCAGAUGGAAGGGCUCUGAGGGGCCUCUUGAAGAGCCUCCCCAGCAUGUCUAAGUGUGGGGACAGCUUUGGCGAGGAAUGUACCGUGGAGCAGUCAGCAGGCCUGCCUCCAGGGACCCUGCCCUGCUCUCAGAAAAGGGACACUUGGCACAUGGUGCUCGUGCCACAGGGAGCCCAAGGGACCGAGGACAGCACCAAGAAGGCUGCUGAGCUGGGCAGUAGUUUGGGGCGCAGCUGCCGGCCGGCCGGCCCACGGGGCACCAAGCCACACCGCUGCGAGGCCUGUGGCAAGAGCUUCAAGUACAACUCUCUGCUGCUGAAGCACCAGCGCAUCCACACCGGGGAGAAGCCUUACGCCUGCCGCGAAUGCAGCAAGCGCUUCGGGAGCUGGUGGGGCUUCAUGCAGCACCACCGCAUCCACACCGGGGAGAAGCCCUAUGAGUGCAGCCAGUGCGGCCAGGCCUUCAGCCACAGCUCACACUUCACACAGCACCUGCGCAUCCACAACGGCGAGAAGCCCUACAAGUGCGGUGAGUGUGGCCAUGCCUUCAGCCAGAGCUCCAACCUGGUGCGGCACCAGCGGCUGCACACCGGGGAGAAGCCAUAUGUCUGCAGCCAGUGCGGCAAGGCCUUCAUCUGGAGCUCCGUGCUCAUCGAACACCAGCGCAUUCACACCGGCGAGAAGCCCUACAAGUGCGAAGAUUGCGGCAAGGCCUUCCGAGGUCGGUCACACUUCUUCCGGCACCUACGGACUCACACGGGUGAGAAGCCCUUUGCCUGUGGCACCUGUGGCAAGGCUUUUGGCCAGAGCUCCCAGCUCAUCCAGCACCAGAGGGUGCACUACCAUGAGUAGUGCACAUCCCAAUAAAUAUGUGGGUGAACCUGCUCCUCUUGAUGGGGAUGCUUUACCGGUACAUGGCAGGACAUGUCCUGUGUCCAAGUAUGGUGGCUAAAGAAACUGUUUUGUGCUAGGCAUCCAUCUUGAUACCCACCAGCCAUUUGUCUCUGACUCCAGUCCCUAAAGAUAAGUUCCCAGUAACCCUGACACAGUGACCUCCACCCAAAAGUGCACAGCCGUGACAUCUACGCGUCAUGAUAUGACUAACUGCUCUUUGGCUUCUGUGACCUGCUUAUGCAGACAUGCAAGGACUAUUUGAGUUCUCCUUGGCUACCUAAUCUUGGCAGAGCAGAACGGCUCCUGGCUGGCUUGUGCAGAUACUCAAGGUCUUUUUGUGGGUUUUGCCUUAAGAAUCCUCCCCUCACCCCCUUCACCCAGCAGUCUCUAGUCUAGCUCAGAGAUUGCUGUCCUGCUAGCAGUUUCAAUAAAUAAACCUGUUGUACCUGUGGGACUGAAGUAGCAGACUACUACGAGCAGGCGAGGACAGAAAGGGCAGGCAGCUCCUGGGGCGAGAUGAGGAAAGGCAAGUGGUUAGCCAAGGUUAGAGACAACAGAAGCCAAGCGAGAGACAGCGCAAGCCCCUGAAGGGAUCAGGGAAACCAAGCUCCAGAAGUGAGAAUCUGUGGGGAGGGAGAAUCUGUGUGGUUUGGUUUCCCAUGUCUGCAACAAAACUCCAACACAUGCCAGAAAACACAGAUCCACCAAACAACAUUAAAAAAGUCAGAACGUCCAAGUGGAGACCAGAGAAACACAGACAUGUGGUGGCCAUCUUCACUCAUGUGCUAGAACCAGGGGGACAGGAGGGCAUCUCCCAUUCUGUCCCUGGAGACUGGGUCCAUGAUCACAUCUGAUCUCCCCUAUGUCUCCCCAGAUGUCAGGACUUCCAGAACGGAACAACUCACUAAUGGGUCUGCGUUUCAAAUAUGUGUUGGCUGGCAAUUUUUACAAAUCCUCAGUGGUCACAGUCUGGGGUUCCCCUAGACCUCCAAGUCCACAAUGUACUUGCCCCCAUCUAGGGUCUGUCCUCAACUAGUGACUCUAAUUUGUGACAGGCUUGGUCUCAGGCUUUCCCAGGCCUCACCUGGCCCUGAGUCUGGGGUCUUCCAGGAAUCCUGAAUGAGCCCCCAAAUGUUAUGGAGUUUGGGACACCCUCCCCCCAGGAAAAGACUACAGACCCAAUGCAGAUUAUAAUUAAAAUCUGUAAAAAACAAGCCAAGCGGUGGUGGCACACACCUUUAAAUCCCAGCACUUGGGAGGCAGAGGCAGGCUGGUCUUUGUGAGUUCAAGGUUAGCCUGGUCUACAGAGCUAAUUCCAGGACAGCUAGGGCUGUUACACAGAGAAACCCUGUCUUGAAAAACAAAAUCAAAUCUGUAAAAAACAAAAGCAAGCUGAUGUCAACGUUUUCUGAGUUCCCACAGAAGUCUUGUUUUUACAGUUUUCCUGUGUAACAGCCUCUAGAUUACAGAUACUUAAGUUCUGCAACCUGAUGACUUUAUAAAAAGAUACUUCUGAAGCUGUUUAGGUUGUCUGCUUCCAUCUGCACACACACACACACACACACAAACUGAUUAUAUAGUAAAAUCACGCCCUGUCUACAAUCUCUCACUGGUAACUCCAGAUACGCCUGCUUCAAAUCAUCAGAGCUGGGCAUGUUGAACGUUAGUAUUAAAGGUGUGCAGAGAUGACUUUAAUCCCAGCAUUCGGGAGGCAGAGGCAAGCAGAACUCUGAGUUUGAGGCCAACCUGGUCUCCAGAACCAGUUCCAGGACAGUCAGGGCUACACAGAGAAAUCCUGUCCUGAAAACCAUUACUAUUCCUCAAAAAGGAAGAGAUAAACGACGUCACUGGGCCUUCAUCUGAGCAUCCAGUCGCUCCUCCCUCCUAAUUUAUACAGUAGGCCCUGAGUUGCAUGAAGCCCCAAGGUUUUCUGGGAAAGCCAGGGUGUAUGGGCUAAAAACUAGGAAUAAGGAUGGGGCCCAGCUCUGCAGCAGGGGGAAUGCUGUGGAACACACCAGGCAGAGGUCCAGACACUGCCUAACACCCCUUAAGGAGAAACUUCUUACAAUAAAUGGUAUACUUAUUUGCUACUGUGGUUCCUCAUUUACAUUUUUAUUUAAAUUUUUAAUAAAAGAUUUAUAUAAAAAUUAGGAUGACUAUAUGUAAUUACAGAUGCCUAGCUCUGACUUCUCCUUUUCUUGGUUCUUGUUACCAAGGAAACGUUCCCCCAUUCAAGGUCAUGGAAAGUCAGAGUUCUUGAUAUAAUGCAAACUUUCCCUCAGGAUCUGUAAAGACUUUUGGGCAGGGAAUGUAAAAUUCCAGGCAAAAAAUUACUUAAUGAUUAAGAUUUUCAAAUUUCUAAUAUAUAAAAGUCUACGCAGCUUAACAGAAACUUAGAGGUAUUUGUCUAGCCUUCUAGUCUUUGCUAACUUCAUUAAGCAUUAGCUAUUUGAGUAAAUAGAGUCAUAUAAAAAACUGUGAUAUAAAGAUAAAAAAAGAAAAGUAAGUCUCCCAAUCUCUCUGUGGACUGUAUUUAUGGUUUAAAGUUUUAUUUUGAUUCUAAAGGAUUUUCAAUUAAAUCCUGCUUGUUUUUAUUUUGUGUGCAUUGGUGUUUUGCUGCAUGUGUGUGUGAUGGUGUCCAAUCCGCUGCAACUGGAGUUAGAGACAAUUGUGAGCUCCCAUGUGGGUGCUGGGAAUUGAACCCAGGGCUUCCAGAAGGGCAGUCAAUGCUCUUAACCACUGAGCUAUCUCUCCAGCCCCUCAAUUAAAUCUUUAAGGAUAAAACUAAGCAAGGAUAAAACUAUAAAAUCCUAAUCUUGUAAAAACUGCUAACUUGUAAACUUCUGAAGAUAAUUAAGAAUGCAGGUUAAUGGUCAGCCACCCUCUAAAUGACCAAAUUCUUUAAUGUACCCAGAACUAUGCUUGUAGUCAUGCUAAUUAAAGUAUAAUUCACUUACAGAGACAGCUUUUUAACCUUCUGUGUCAAGGUUAGGCCUAAAGUAACUAAAAAAUAAGUUUGUUUAAAAUCAGGUAACCAAAUAGACCAGAUGAUGGCCUCAAACCCCUCAGAGAUCUGUUAAACAUAGCAUUUAAGAUGUUUAAUAAAGAAAAACUUCCCAUACCAGACAAAAAUGCCAGCUCCUAGAAACAGCCCUAAGGUCUCCUCCAAAGACUGUGGUGGGGCACUGAGGCCUCUGGAUUAUGGGGACACCGACCACUGCACAAAUAAUUGUUCCAUGCCUUGCCGCGCCUCCAGGAUCCUGUUUGAACCAUGCACAAACAGGACGCUGGAGAAUUGACUACCCCACUUUGCCUUGCCAAGGGAGGCCAGUCUCUCAAGUUCCUCAUCCACAGGAAUGUCUCUCAGUCAUCUGAGCCUGGCAGUUUAAAGCUGAUGCUACCCUGUACCAGCACCAGCCAGCUCUCAAAUCACGACACAAAGACUUAUUAUUUCUAAAUGCUCAGCCUAGCAUAGGCAUGUUUCUGGCUAUCUAUUUUAACUUAAAUUAACCUGUUUCUCUUUAUCUACCU